AUGAGCCUCUUUGAUGUCGAAGGCUUAGUCGUGGUAGAUGUCCAAGGAGAGAUCCUCUACAAAAGAAUCUUUUCAAAAGAAGAGGAUAUAGCUGCAAAGAUUGUGGAGAAGAGCACAAAGGACAGGGACAUCAUAUCGGUAUCCCACGAAAGAAUUGUUAUGUGUAAGAAAUUGGAUGAGAUACUUCUGGUAAUAUACUCGCCUUUGGAAGUCAACGAGGCAUUUAUAGGCCAGGUCUUUGACGAGUUUACAACAGCAUUUGUCAGUGUCAUCAAGACACCAACACGGGAAAGAGUGUGGAAGAAAUACGACCAGAUUGUUCUCCUUGUGUCUACAUUCCUGUACGAGGGCAUUGUCAUGGUAGGAAAGAGUGACGAAAUGCUCAAUAGACUACCAAAGAGGAACUUCGAGGGCGUUGAUGGAAUAAAGGUCCCAAAAGGAUUUGCCUCCUUUCUGCAUAAGGCCACUAAGUCCCUUAGCAUAAACAAUAAUAAAUAA
Messenger RNA from Encephalitozoon romaleae SJ-2008, 498 nucleotides. RefSeq names its product vesicle coat complex subunit zeta. Lineage: Eukaryota; Fungi; Microsporidia; Unikaryonidae. The record is from RefSeq and is a predicted model, not a curated record. The transcript has a single exon. Bases 1 to 498 code for a protein of 165 amino acids.